Molecule: messenger RNA, 1989 nt
Organism: Entamoeba dispar SAW760
Lineage: Eukaryota; Evosea; Mastigamoebida; Endamoebidae
Exons: 2
Coding region: 1-1989 (662 amino acids)
Biological process (GO): proteolysis; cell adhesion
Cellular component (GO): membrane; cytoplasm
Molecular function (GO): metalloendopeptidase activity
Source: RefSeq, a predicted model, not a curated record
AUGAUUUUUUUGUUAAUCAUUACAACACUUGGACAUCAAUGUAUUUUUAAUGAAAUCAAUAAAAACAUUAAGAAAAGUGUAUUACCAACACUAAAAUCAGCAAGAGAGAGUAGUGCUAGUUGGCAUCCUCUUCGAUUUAGUUAUGAUUUAAUAGGAUUAACUGAUCAGUCAUAUGCCAGUCAGCCAUGGUGCAAGUACGCUGGUGAGACAAUUGUUCUAUCCUCAUCGAACAUUUAUAAAUGUUCAGAAGAUGAUGUUUUAACAAAAGAAAAAAUUGAGUAUAUUGAUAGAUUGUUUCAAAGUCUUAACCAGAGUAUUUCCGAAAUUUUUAAUGUUCAUACAAUUAAUUAUAAUAAAGUUAUUCCUGGUAAAAAACAAUGUGGGGAAGCUGUAUUUCCUAGGGCAUAUACUAUCCCAGAAGAAAGUGAUUUCCAUAUUAUGGUAACUUCACAUCCACAUACUUCUUCUAGUGUAUUUGCUUAUGCUGCUGCGUGUUAUUAUGGCAUAGAUAGUCAAGUAAACAAACGACGUUCACUAAUGGGAUAUGUAAAUAUUGUUACGUCAGCAUUAGAACCAACUGAAGAACGUUUUAGAGAUCAAGUUGGAAUUAUUUUUCAUGAAACAAUGCAUGCACUUGGGUUUGAUGGUAGCCUUGGUGUAGAUAAAAAAGUUGGAAAUUUGAAUUUAAAAGUUGUAGAAGAUGAGGUUGUUGUUGUUCGAGCAAGAAAACAUUUUGGAUGUGAUAAUAUGACGUAUGUUCCUCUUGAAGAUGGAGGAGGACCAGGUACAGCAAAUGCACAUUGGGAAAGAAGAAUUUUUAUAUCAGAAAUCAUGAAUGGUAUUACUUCAAAUAAUCCAAGAAUCAGUGAAAUAACAUUAGCUUAUUUUGAAGCUCUUGGAGUUUAUAAACCAAAUUAUGAAAUGGCUGAUGCCUUAUCCUGGGGAAGAGGUGUUGGAUGUUCCUUUUUAGAAGAUUGUUCUAAAUGGCCCAAACAAAAUGGAUAUUAUUGUAGGACUGGUGUAAGAAGGUGUACUAAUGAUCGUUCUGCUAUCGGUAUAUGUGAUGGGAAUUCAUUUAAAGAAACGUUAAAUCAAUCAUAUCAACACUAUGGAGAUCCACAUGUUGGUGGAAGUGAUGAAAUUGCUGAUAAUUGUAUAUUUGUAUCACCUAUUGAAACUAGUUAUUGUUAUAAAAAAAUGAGUUUAUUAUCAUUUGACUAUUACUUUACUUUAGAGAUGCUUAAUCAUGGACAAAAUUUUGGAGAUACUUCAAUGUGUUUUGAAAGUUCAUUAAUUAAAUUUAUACCUUAUGGAAUUAAUAACUAUCAUUGUUAUUCAGUUGCUUGUAUGAAUAAUUCAUUUUAUAAAAUUUCAAUUGAUGGUAGAUAUUACGAUUGUGACAAAUCAAUUAAAGUUCGUGGAUAUGGAGGUAAAUUAAUUUGUGCAGAUCCAAAAGAUAUUUGUGGUAAUAGAGUUAUAGAAACAUGGCCUGAAAUUGAUUCUGUAGAAAAUAAAACAAUUUCAGUUGGAGAUAUUUUAUUUAUUAAUGGAAGGAAUCUUGAUGUUGUUCAAAAAGUAUAUAUUGAUUAUACUUCAUGUAAAAUUAUUAACAAAUCAAAAGAACAACUUCAAAUAGAAGUUGAUUAUCGUGACCCAUUUAUAUCAUUUACUUCAUUUGAAGCAUCGUUAAUGGUUAAAGUAAAUGAAUCAGUAAAUUCUUGCUAUGAUCAUUUGAUAAAAAUUAAAGUACCGUAUCAUUAUAUUUUCUUAAAUUUUGGAGAUUGGGUAAUGACCAACUACAUUUUUAUUGCUGUCAUUCCAGUAUGGAUUCUUUUCUUUAUAUUACUAUUUGGAUAUUACAUAUUAAAGGUCAUAGUAAUAAGACAAGCAGAGGAAGUUCAUGAAGCAAAACGAGAGAUUAAUCUUCGUUUAAAUAAAUUUGAUAACAAACCACAAAAGAAAAAGCAAUGCUUUUGUGUUAUGUUUUAA